This is a messenger RNA of Fusarium keratoplasticum, 1446 nucleotides long. RefSeq names its product GATA-type domain-containing protein. Gene Ontology annotation, molecular function: sequence-specific DNA binding; zinc ion binding. Bases 1 to 1446 code for a protein of 481 amino acids. NCBI's taxonomy places the organism in Eukaryota, Fungi, Ascomycota, Sordariomycetes, Hypocreales, Nectriaceae. The record is from RefSeq and is a predicted model, not a curated record. Gene Ontology annotation, biological process: regulation of DNA-templated transcription. The transcript has 4 exons.
AUGGAAGCGGUUGACUCUGGAACCAGGCAAAGCCGUCACUCUGCAACAAACUCCGAACACCAACUCCACCACCUACCCCAACCCGACCAGCCUUACUCGGAUCAUCGACAUCACUCAUCCUACUCGCGGGAUUCUCUCGACAGGUCGUAUCGGGACACUCCCGCCAUGGCCACGGCAACUCUCAUCACUCCGUCCGCCCACUAUCAACCUCAGCCGUCCUUCUCGUCGCCCUCCAGCUACUCCCAUCCGAGCUCGGGUGCCAGCAUCUCCAACAUGAUCUCCUCCGUUGAGCCUCGAAAGUCGACCGACGACCACGAGCCAUCGAACCGCCAGUCGCUUCCCUCCAUCUCAGAGGUCAUCUCAGGCACCAAGCCGGGUCACUACCCUCCCGCACACUCUUCCGGCCUCCAAUCCGCCUCCAGCCUGCCUUCACCCUUUGCAACGGCUCCUCGACCAUUCCCCGAGGCUGAGAAGCACUCCCCAGGCCCCCUCCACCCGACAUCAUCGUUCCCUCCACGACAGGAUGCUCUGCCUGCCUUCUCGGAUUCGCCUCGCCCCCCUUUCAGCAGCCGGCCAUCUCUUCCUCCUGUCUCUGACCGUCGCCAGAGCCCACCAGCCAAGCCUGAGCUGCCUCCUCAGCAUCACCACCACACGGAGCAGAAGCCCCCGGAGCCUCACCACCCGCUCAACGGCGUUUAUGCUCACCCUCCUCCUCCUCCACCAGGACCAGUUGCCUAUCAGCCUGGCCAACUACCUCCUGGUCAGAUGCCUCUGCCCACCUAUCCGAUUUCUCCCAGACAUGGUGUGCCACCUCACAUUCCGGGACCGUACGACCCCAGACCGCCCACACACGCUGAGGAGGCCGACUACGCCGCCCGUGCUAGAUAUGACGCUACCGUGGACCGACACUUUGAGAGCUGGAGCUACCAAGACUCGCUGAGUCGGAUUGGCAGCUCGUCUCGCACGAUUUUCAACUUUGCGGAAGCUUACAGUAGAAUCGCGCAAGAACAGCAUGGCGCCCACCCUAUCCCGGCAAGACUGCCCACGGAACGUGAAGUGACGGAUAUGCUCAGUAACAUUGAGCUCAUCAAGCGAUCUUUGGAGCAAGUGAGGGACCUGGUGCAAACCUCGAUUCAAAACGAGCGAGCCCGAGAAGGCGCCAAGAUGAAGGGGCCAUACGAAGAGGAGCAUGAUGUGAAUAUGUACGGGGAUGGAAUGAAGCCCCAGUACGGUAUCACAGAAGUCAAGAAGCGACGAGGGCGCGCCGCUCCUCCCGGCCGAUGCCACAGCUGCAACCGAAUUGACACUCCUGAAUGGCGACGUGGGCCCGAUGGAGCCAGGACGCUCUGCAACGCCUGUGGAUUGCAUUACGCCAAACUGGAGAGAAAGCGCCAGCUUGAGGCCAGGUCGAUCCGGCCCAAGCCUGACGAGGCCCACCGACAAUGA